Molecule: messenger RNA, 6305 nt
Organism: Colius striatus (speckled mousebird)
Lineage: Eukaryota; Metazoa; Chordata; Aves; Coliiformes; Coliidae
Gene: MOB1B
Product: MOB kinase activator 1B
Exons: 6
Coding region: 214-864 (216 amino acids)
Biological process (GO): positive regulation of protein phosphorylation; hippo signaling
Cellular component (GO): nucleus; cytoplasm
Molecular function (GO): protein kinase activator activity
Source: RefSeq, a predicted model, not a curated record
CAUACGUCCGUGAAGGGCGAUGCGGGGAGGGGCGACGCGGGCCGCGGGGCGCGCUGGGGGCGAUGGCGGCCGGGCGGGCCGCGGGAGGCGGCGGGCCCUGUCCCCGCCCCGCGGCGCUCUCCCCGCACACGCCAGCCCUGCGCCGCCGCUGCCAUUGGGAGCCGAGCCGCGCCGAGCCCAGGCAGCCGCCGGUCCCGCUCCGCCGCCGUCGCCAUGAGCUUCUUGUUCGGUAGUCGCUCUUCCAAAACCUUCAAACCAAAGAAGAAUAUUCCAGAGGGAUCUCACCAGUACGAGCUGCUAAAACAUGCCGAAGCCACUCUUGGAAGUGGUAAUCUCCGGAUGGCUGUUAUGCUUCCAGAGGGUGAAGAUUUAAAUGAAUGGGUUGCAGUUAACACUGUCGACUUCUUCAACCAGAUCAAUAUGCUUUAUGGGACCAUUACGGACUUCUGCACAGAGGAGAGCUGCCCUGUGAUGUCUGCUGGCCCCAAAUACGAGUACCACUGGGCAGAUGGGACAAACAUAAAGAAACCAAUUAAGUGCUCUGCACCAAAGUACAUUGAUUACCUGAUGACUUGGGUCCAGGAUCAGCUGGAUGAUGAAACGCUAUUUCCUUCUAAAAUAGGUGUACCGUUCCCAAAGAAUUUCAUGUCAGUGGCAAAGACAAUUUUAAAACGUCUUUUCAGAGUUUAUGCUCACAUUUAUCACCAACACUUUGAUCCAGUGAUCCAGCUGCAGGAAGAGGCACACCUUAACACUUCUUUCAAGCACUUUAUAUUUUUUGUUCAGGAAUUCAACCUUAUUGAUCGAAGAGAACUUGCACCACUUCAAGAACUGAUUGAAAAACUCACCUCUAAGGACAGAUAAAAAGAAGAGGAUUUCUUGAAGUCACUUGUUUCUUUAGUGUGGUAUUUGGUUUGUGUUCAUUUGUUGUUUUUUUUAAAAACAAAAAGCUGUGCUGUUACUGAUGACAGCAAAGAUCUACUUUCUGUGCUUUUAUUAGGGGAAAUCCUUUAUCUGUUAGUGACACGUGGUAAAUAGCAUUUUUUUUGAUCAAUGUUAUUCAUUGUGGAAUUUUAGCAGGUGCUGAGUGUUUAUAAAGGAAACAUGCUUGGUUGGGGGAUUGACUCUGCUGGUGGAUGGGUUCUUGUAUUGUGUCAGUGAUAGCCCAUUCUCAUGAAGUCCCUGAAAGACUUGCUUACAUUCUCUUAAGUGCCUUGGCAGACUCACUUCUGAGGUGCAAAGCACAUACAAUACUGAACAUUGCUGGAAACAGAAAAUAUGAACUAACACCCAGGACACUUACUGAUACUUGCUUUAGAAAAAGAAAUAUGCUUACACUAAAAAAAAGCCAUAACUUACCAAAAUCAAUGAUCUCCAGCUUUUAAUACAAGUACUUGUCUUAUUUUUUUAGAGAUUAAUAUAGAAUUUUUCAAAACUAGAUAUUUCAUAUAAAGAGAAAUGAUGAAGUUCUAGUCACUAAAGGGAAAUGAUGAAGGUAGUGUCAAAAUCACAAAGAAUGUGUGUUUAGCAAGUAGUUACAUGUCUGUUGCCACUGGUUUUGGCUUUGCAUAGUUGCUUUUAUUUUUUUAACAGGGAAGCAUCAACUUGGGUCUGUCACUUGUGUUAAGUUUCCUAGCAUUUGCCAAACGAAUGGUUACUUUGCACAAAUACAGUUAAUGAAAAAUCUCUAAAAAAUGCACUGAAAAAUAACUAGUGAAAUUAUGUUUCAGUUACGAAUUAAAAAACCUAGCUCUGUGGAUGAGCUCUGGUGACCAGUGUUUUCUAUGGUAGGUAAUGUAUCUUGGAAGGAGUAUCAUUUCAUGAAUCACUUACGUUAGCAUGAGAGUGUUCUCACUCUUUAGAAUUGCAGCCCGUCUUCAGGAAGCUGCAGCAGCUGGGUAAAGUAAUAGCAACAUACUGGUGAAUUUUUAGUGGUUUGUGAUUUAAGUACAUCUUCUGUUUCUGAGAAAACCUAAUGAAAAUGUGGCCUUCUUCACUGCCUGGGUUAGUGUAUUUGCCUCUCUAGCCUUGUGUUUUUCUCAAACCAGAAAUGAGGAUUGCCUGUGACACAUUAACCUCUGGGGUGAUCCGCAGAUUUGGACAUUUCUGCUGCAGCUGCAUCAGUCAGGUUUCCCAUUGCAGAAGCCCAUAUGACUGGCUCUCUGGUUCAUUUCUAGAUCUUGUCAAAGCCAUUGUACUUGGGAUUCAAAUAAAUCAGUAUUAGGUUCUGCAGUGUGUUAUCCCAUGACAUUACUAGUUGUCAAAAACAGUGCGCUAGGUGGUUAAUGUUGCUAGGCUCUGCUAGAUUGUGACUCUGCAAAACCACCAUUUUUAGACUGAAAACCAUGAAAACCUCAAUUGGUUGGUGUAUGCUAGACUGCCUCUUGAACUCCUGAGCUUAACAGGUGAAGCUGAGAUUAGUAUGUGGCAGAACCGUUGAGGUUACAUUUUGUGCUCCUUUGCUUGACUGAAAAUGCUGAGUCAAGUGGAAAAUUCUGUGCAGCAGGCUGCAAAAUAUCUAAGUGGCCAUUAGUAGAGCCAGCUAAUAAACAUCUAAGCACGGUGAUAAACAUACAGACAUUUGGGAGACUAGAAUCACUACUUCUGAGUUCAAAUUAUGUAUUUUACAAGCAUCUGAAGGUUAUUUUAAGAACUAGGUUAUCUUCCAUAGAGUUAAAUUUCCUAGUCUGUUUAAACUGCAGUAUUCAUUCAAGUGCUUUUGUCAAGUCCUGAUGGUAGGACAAAUCUGAUCUGGCAAGCAUUGGAUUUCCCUAUGCAAUUCUGUUGGUUAGUGGAAGAGUCAGUGAGUGCUGUAGCACCUAGAUGCUUUUGUCUGGAGUCUAGUAAUAGGCUGAUAAGAAGGAAGGAACUCCUAUGGGCACAAUAUCCAAUGUGUUGGACUAGGCAACAGUUGAACAGUUGGAGAAAAAAGCAUUUCUUUGGUAGGCACUGUCCUUUUUACAUAUUGUAUGGUGUAUUUGACAAGGUAGCUGGGAAUGCCGUGCUUCUAUAGACUGUAAUGCAUCAUUCCUGGUUUCUUAGCAGGUGCAGGAUUGUUUUUAACCGAGUAACAUACUUGACAUGGAUCUGGAUGUGACUGCUUCAGCCUGGUGUGGGAGCAGUAGUAUGGCAGUGCUAGCUUUGGUGCAGGGUUGGAGGCCUCUCUUAAUUCAGGACGGGAUAACUCAGAAGACUUUGCAGAGUUGAGAGAGUGGUCAGCAUCCACCAGACUAUGCAGAAGCAACUUAAAUCCCAAAUUUCAACCGCAUGAUUUUAAGCAAGACUCCAGUCAUGCCAGAAGCUGAAUUUAAGAACGUGAUCUUACACACACGGCCUUUCAUAGGUGCUUAUAGCUGAGGAGUGUUUAAUGACUGAAAAUUUCCAGCUAUAGAAGCUGCAGAUGUGGUUUGACAUUGAAAAGUCCUGUAAACCUUCCAAUGAAAACUGCUUGGCUGAGUUGAGUCAGUGCUGCUCAAGAGGCUGUGUGUGCAGCUUUACUGUGUAAUAGUGCUUACUGGAGAGGAGCCUUUCAGCCUGUGCUAAAGAUCAGGUUAUCACAACAUAGCAAGAUGUGAGAGGGAGAAUGGCAGAAGCCUGCUCCAGGGUGCUAAAUAGGAGAGAUCCUCCAUUAGAUUUAAAGCUGUUUCAUGGGUUUGAUGUCAUGUACCAGCAAGAAACUCGGAAGAAAAAUGUUUAGAAAUGAGAAUUUGCUUGGAGUGAUACAAGUGCAGUACUUGUCUUUUUUUGGCAUGCUUCUGCUCCAGAAGGUUGGGAUUUUGUUGUUGUUCUUCCUUUUAAACAGCUAAUUCUAGAAACUGAGGCAUGUGCAGCAGUUCAGCCAAUUGGAAUCAGAAUGUGUUAUGUAAAAAAAAAAAAGUCUUACAUGGAUAGUAUAAUCUUUGUAUUUAAUAUCUGACAGUAGAAAACACAGAAUAGUUUCUAGGUAUGUAAUAAAAGCUUGGAGAUCAUGAUUUGCCUGACAGCUGUAUGAACACAUUGUUUAAUUAUACAUACAACACUUGAAAAUAACAUUAAAGAUAUGUAUGCAGUGUUUGGGAUUUAGUAUCCCUAUGCAGCUUUUAAAUUUUUUUUUGCUUCAGAAAGCUGUGGGACCAGACCUUGAUGUGUGUUUACACUCGUGAAGUAAGGGCACAUUGAAACGUUAAACAAAAGUUGCCAUGUUGCACAACCAGAAUCUGGAUCUGGUGAAUGUGUUUAUCAAAUAGUGCAUUUGUUGAGGGAGAAGAGGAGGACGCCCUCUUACCCCUCAACUAAACCCAGAGAAAUGAACCCUGAACAACCCUGCACUGCUCUAGGCCCACGCUGCAGAUGGACUCUCUUAGGCAUCACAGCCUCUUGGAGACAAAAACCUUUAGCUCUCUUGUCACAGGGAGCAGAAGGUGCUGGUAGAGAUAAACCAGGCUGGGCUGCCGGUGCUGGCUGAGGCCUUCCAUUGUAAUAGGGCCUUGAAGUUCUAUAGUUUGUGGUGUUUUUCAGCUACCAGCGUAUUAGACCGUGUCAGUGAUUUGGGUGGUAACUUCAGGAGGUCAUCUACCUCGAGACAGGAUGGGGCAAACUGCUAAGUUCAUCAAGUUCAGCCACUGUUGCCAAUGUUGACACUGUUUAGACAGUGUGGAUACAUGAUGUUCACAGAAAGAAUUUUUCAAGUUGUUCAAAUUAGAGUCAGAGGUACCAGUUAUUCAUGGAAAUAAAAAGUAAAAAUGGCACGUUCUGCUGUUGCAGGUAGCUGAAUGGUAGAUGAAGGGAGAAAACAGGUUUCAAGGAGCAGAUGGCCCAUCUGCAAGUAUCAAGUUUAUUUUACUGCUUACUAUGCAAUGUAGAGCUUUGAACUUUUGCUUUUACUCUAAGAUACAGAGGAGCACUGUCCUUAUUCAGUAUUUAGGAACUGAACACUUUCCCAGUCUCCCUCACACUUAUUUAACAGGUAAGGAUACCUAUUUGCUGCUAUGGACUUUACUUACUUUUCAGAUUGUUCCUUUGUUUCUCUCCCCAUCUCCCUUUCUUUUGAAUCACCAGACACAGUUUUACUAUAAACACAUCCAUUUGGGGUGGUUGUUCUUUUUCUUGUUACUCUCUCCCCACUUCCUACCUGCCAGAGUGCUGUAUUACUGUAUAUAAACUGCCGUCUUUUAGUUGGACUGUUUAAAAAGCUGCAGCACAAACACAAAGAGUCCUGGCUUUUCUUCCACGAGAAGAUUCUCUGUUACCAUCAACCUUGUUUCCUUCACUGCUGAUGUCAGUUCUUUUUUUUUCCAAACUGCGCUACUCAAACCACUAGCAGUUUUACAAAUGCCUGUGGCGUCUUUUCCUGAAUAUCUUCUCUCCUAAGAUGAGACUAACAUUGGUUAUUUUAAGUGUUAAACCUUUUUAUUUCCCCGCUUUUCUUUCCAUUUCCUCUUACCAGGUGAAGAUUGCAGUCUAGGUAAAUAUCAAAUAAUGGUUUUGUUUGAAGAAUCAAUUCCCUGAAUUGUUCAUAGAGUAUUGUAUUUUUAGGGGAAAUUAAUUUUUAUAGCCACUAAACUAUACUUAUUAUUUUUGUACGUUUGCAACUUCUGACAUUUUUCAGAGACGUGUUACGGAGGGAACACUUAUUUUCAUGGCUAUUUUACUGCUUCGGUAUGCUGAGGUGGUGUUGCUUAGUACUGAGAAGCACAUACCUUGAUGUGCAGUGGAAGAGAGAAGAAUGCAAUGAAAGUGAAUGAAGUUUCAAUAAAAGGCCAUUUUUGAAGCGAAAAAAAGGAGAUAUUCCAAAAGCAACACUAACCUUUCCUCCUUCUUAAGAAUCCUAAAACAUAUGGGAGAAAAUGUGUUGUAAAAUGUAAAAUGCAAGAUGAGAACCCUUACUGUAAGCUAACUGUGCCAAUAUCGCUUCAGUUUGUAGUCACUGAUUGAUAUUUUAGUUAUAAAUGAAAACAGCUUUUGAGUUAAAAAAAAGUUGAAUGUCUGAAAAUCUGCAACAUGUUUAUUUGAGAGUUGUACAUAAUGUAUACAGAUUGUUGUAUGUGAUGGGAGAAAAUAUUUAAAUUCUAGGUUUUUUCAAUAAGAAACUGAAGGCUGUUUAUAAGAGAAAUAAAUAGCUAUGUUUGACCAUGAUUGUCUUUAUUUCCUUCUUUAACUUGUUUCUAAAUUAUCUUCUACUUGUAGAUAGAUUUUUUUUCUGUAUAUUGUACACAUACAACCAUUACACAUACAGAUUAGAUUUUUGUAAUUGCCUUGUCUGAAUGUGUGAAUAUUUGUAUUGCAGGCAGACACAAUAGCAAUAAAACAACCUGAUACCCUUUUCA